UGGGGUGCCAGGAAUCCACUCUGGCGUGAGGACUCCGGACCCUCUGUCUUGUGUGGCCUCGGACCAGUGGCUUGACCCCUCAGAGCCUGUGGAGCACGGAGCGUGCAGGGCUUGAAGGCGACCAUGGGGGCACCGUGCAGGGUUAGGACACUGAGCCCAGCCCCAGCCAUGAGAGGCCAGAAGCUUCGGCGCACAGGCCUGGAGGAGGAGAACUCCACCUCCCCCUCACGACAGCCCCUUCCUCGCCCCGACCCCACCCAGUGGCCUCUCCCUAGAGCUGGGGGCUUGUGGGGGGCCGAUGAAAAGAGCAGGGCACGUGUCGAGUCUCACCUCACCCCCUCUGUCGGGCACCAGGGCCCCCCAGGAGCUCCCAGCUGCCCCUCACAGCCCCGCCUUAGCCUCAGUCACUAAGGCCCUGUCCAGCCCCACCCUGAGAAGCCGACUUGUCUCUGGGGCAGGCAGGGGUGUCCCCAGGACACAGUGAGGAGAGCCUUUUCCUUCAGAACCUGCUGUCAGGCAGGGAGGGAGGUGCUUCCUGGGGAACACCCGGGUUCUGAGCCUCAAGGGGUGGCCUUAGGAACUCUGCCUGAGGGAGAUCUUAGGGGAGGAGCCAAGCCAGGGCAGCCUGGGCUAGGGAGGCAGGUUCCAGACACCCCGACACCAAGGGCCGAGCCCCCGCCCCCAGCCCCCAGCUUCUCUCCCACACCCUAGCCCUGCCCCUGCCCUGCCCCUACCCCCACGGCACCCAUGAGCCGCUCUCCAGUCCCUUCUGCCCUGUGCCUUGGUGCCUGUGACCUGAGCCCCCUGGUUGACUCCUGCACUCAGUCCAACUUGGGCCAAACGACCGCCCCUCCUUCUGGCAGUGGGCUGGACCAGCCGGCCAGCGGGAGCCCCCUUGGCAGAAGCCGGUCGUAAAGGAUCAUAAACUGGGCGGCGUCUGGCUGGGGCGAAGGUCGCUGAGGUAGGAACUGCGCCAGUCCUAGACGCCAGACCCGCUCGGACCCUCCCGUCAGGUGACAGCCGCCAAGAUGGGGUCUUGGGCCCUGCUGUGGCCUCCCCUGCUGUUCACCGGGCUGCUCGUCCGACCCCCGGGGACCACGGCCCAGGCCCAGUACUGCUCUGUGAACAAGGACAUCUUUGAAGUAGAGGAGAACACAAAUGUCACCGAGCCGCUGGUGGACAUCCACGUCCCGGAGGGCCAGGAGGUGACCCUCGGACCCUUGUCCACCCCCUUUGCAUUUCGGAUCCAGGGAAACCAGCUGUUUCUCAACGUGACUCCUGAUUACGAGGAGAACUCACUGCUUGAGGCUCAGCUGCUGUGUCAGAGCGGAGGCACAUUGGUGACCCAGCUAAGGGUGUUCGUGUCAGUGCUGGACGUCAAUGACAAUGCCCCCGAAUUCCCCUUUAAGACCAAGGAGAUAAGGGUGGAGGAGGACACGGAAGUGAACUCCACCGUCAUCCCUGAGACGCAACUGCAGGCUGAGGACCGCGACAAGGUCGACAUUCUGUUCUACACCCUCCAGGAAAUGACAGCAGGUGCCAGUGACUACUUCUCCCUGGUGAGUGUAAACCGUCCCGCCCUGAGGCUGGACCGGCCCCUGGACUUCUACGAACGGCCGAACAUGACCUUCUGGCUGCUGGUGCGGGACACUCCGGGGGAGAAUGUGGAACCCAGCCACACUGCCACCGCCACACUAGUGCUGCACGUGGUGCCCGCCGACCUGCGGCCCCCCUGGUUCCUGCCCUGCACCUUCUCAGAUGGCUACGUCUGCAUUCAAGCUCAGUACCACGGGGCUGUCCCCACGGGGCACAUACUGCCAUCUCCCCUCGUCCUGCGUCCUGGACCCAUCUACGCUGAGGACGGAGACCGCGGCAUCAACCAGCCCAUCAUCUACAGCAUCUUUAGGGGAAAUGUGAAUGGUACAUUCAUCAUCCACCCAGACUCGGGCAACCUCACCGUGGCCAGGAGUGUCCCCAGCCCCAUGACCUUCCUUCUGCUGGUGAAGGGCCAACAGGCCGACCUUGCCCGCUACUCAGUGACCCAGGUCACCGUGGAGGCUGUGGCUGCAGCCGGGAGCCCGCCCCGCUUCCCCCAGAGCCUGUAUCGUGGCACCGUGGUGCGUGGCGCUGGAGCGGGCGUUGUGGUCAAGGAUGCAGCUGCCCCUUCUCAGCCUCUGAGGAUCCAGGCUCAGGACCCGGAGUUCUCGGUAGGGAGUACAUCCAAGGCUGAUGCCUGCCGCCCCCACUGGCAGCCUUCCUGUUGCCCAGGGUCCCUGGGCCCACCUGGCCUCCCCUCUGUGGGUGGGUCAGGGCUGUACGUGGGAGGCAGCCUGGCCGGGGACUCAAUGAGACCCUGUCCAGGACCUCAACUCGGCCAUCACAUAUCGAAUUACCAACCACUCACACUUCCGGAUGGAGGGAGAGGUUGUGCUGACCACCACCACACUGGCACAGGCGGGAGCCUUCUACGCAGAGGUGCAGGGCAGGGCAGGCGGGCAUCUCCAAGGGUGUGGGGCUUAAAGAUGUGUCCAGGAGGGACAAGCCCCUUCCUGCCCCAGGUUGAGGCCAACAACACGGUGACCUCUGGCACCGCAACCACAGUCAUUGAGAUACAAGUUUCCGAACAGGAGCCCCCCUCCACAGAUGUCCCCCCAUCCCCAGAGGCUGGAGGAACAACUGGGCCCUGGACCAGCACCACUUCUGAGGCCCCCAGACCCCCUGCGCCCUCCCAGGGACCCUCCACGACCAGCUCUGGGGGAGGCACAGGCCCUCAUCCACCCUCUGGCACAACUCUGAGGCCACCAACCUCGUCCACACCCGGGGGGCCCCCGGGUGCAGAAAACAGCACCUCCCACCAACCAGCCACUCCAGGUGGGGACACAGCACAGACCCCAAAGCCAGGAACCUCUCAGCCGAUGCCCCCCGGUGUGGGAACCAGCACCUCCCACCAACCAGCCACACCCGGUGGGGGCACAGCACAGACCCCAGAGCCAGGAACCUCUCAGCCGAUGCCCGUCAGCAAGAGCACCCCAUCUUCAGGUGGCGGCCCCUCGGAGGACAAGCGCUUCUCGGUGGUGGAUAUGGCGGCCCUGGGCGGGGUGCUGGGUGCGCUGCUGCUGCUGGCUCUCCUUGGCCUCGCCGUCCUUGUCCACAAGCACUAUGGCCCCCGGCUCAAGUGCUGCUCUGGCAAAGCUCCGGAGCCCCAGCCCCAAGGCUUUGACAACCAGGCGUUCCUCCCUGACCACAAGGCCAACUGGGCGCCCGUCCCCAGCCCCACGCACGACCCCAAGCCCGUGGAGGCACCGAUGCCCGCAGAGCCCGCGCCCCCCGGCCCCGCCUCCCCAGGCGGUGCCCCCGAGCCCCCCGCAGCGGCCCGAGCUGGCGGAAGCCCCACGGCGGUGAGGUCCAUCCUGACCAAGGAGCGGCGGCCGGAGGGCGGGUACAAGGCCGUCUGGUUUGGCGAGGACAUCGGGGCGGAGGCAGACGUGGUCGUUCUCAACGCGCCCACCCUGGACAUGGAUGGCACCAGCGACUCCGGCAGCGGCGACGAGGGCGCGGGGAGGGCUGGGGGUCCCUACGAUGCGCCCGGUGGUGAUGACUCCUACAUCUAAGCGGCCCCUCCACCCUCUCCCCCAGCCGCGCGGGCACUGGAGGUCUCGCUCCCCCAGCCUCCGACCCGAGGCAGAAUAAAGCGAGGCUCCCGAAACCCAGGCCAUGGCGUGGGGCAGGCGCGUGGGUCCACGGGGGCCCCAUUCACUCGGUCCCCCGUCGUCAUUAGCGCUUGAGCCCGGGUGUGCAGAUGAGGCGGUGGGUCUGACCACGCUGUCCCCACCCCAAGGCUGCAGCACUUCCCGUAAACCACCUGCAGUGCCCGCCGCCUUCCCGAGGCUCUGUGCCAGCUAGUCUGGGAAGUUCCUCUCACGCUCUAACCACAGCCCGAGGGGGGCUCCCCUCCCCCGACCUGCACCGGAGAUCUCAGGCACUCGGCUCAACUCAGACCUCCCGCUCCCGACCCUACACAGAGAUUGCCUGGGGAGGCUGAGGAGCCGAUGCAAACCCCCAAGGCGACGCACUUGGGAGCCGGUGGUCUCAAACACCUGCCGGGGGUCCUAGUCCCCUUCUGAAAUCUACAUGCUUGGGUUGGGGCGCAGCAGUAAACACCCCACCCAGAGACCUGGACUGAGGCGCGCUGGGGGUGGGUGCGCCGUGUGGCCUGAGCAGGAGCCGGACCAGGAGGCCUAGGGGUGAGAGACACAUUCCCCUCGCUGCUCCCAAGGCCGGAGCCCAGGCUGGGCGCCCAUGCCCAGAACCAUCAAGGGGUCCCUUGCGGCUUGUCAGCACUUUCCCUAAUGAAAAUACACCAUUAAUUCCUUUCCAAA
Pan troglodytes (chimpanzee) is the source of this 4379-nucleotide messenger RNA. RefSeq names its product cadherin related family member 5 (gene CDHR5). The record is from RefSeq and is a predicted model, not a curated record. The coding region runs from base 1029 to 3611 and encodes 860 amino acids. Lineage: Eukaryota; Metazoa; Chordata; Mammalia; Primates; Hominidae. Gene Ontology annotation, molecular function: beta-catenin binding; calcium ion binding; cadherin binding. The transcript is spliced from 13 exons. Gene Ontology annotation, biological process: adherens junction organization; cell-cell junction assembly; cell-cell adhesion mediated by cadherin. Gene Ontology annotation, cellular component: catenin complex; plasma membrane; adherens junction.